Messenger RNA from Manis pentadactyla (Chinese pangolin), 630 nucleotides. It is a transcript of the gene SEC61B, whose product is annotated as SEC61 translocon subunit beta. NCBI's taxonomy places the organism in Eukaryota, Metazoa, Chordata, Mammalia, Pholidota, Manidae. The transcript has 4 exons. Gene Ontology annotation, cellular component: Sec61 translocon complex. The coding region runs from base 140 to 430 and encodes 96 amino acids. Gene Ontology annotation, biological process: intracellular protein transport. The record is from RefSeq and is a predicted model, not a curated record.
ACGCGUCCGUGGAGUCGGCGAGGACCCUGCCAGCGGGUCGGGGGCGGGGCCUGAGCCAGUCUCUUCCGCCCCUGGCUUUCACUGCUUACCAGCUUUCUGGCAGUCAGUUUCAGUCCCCUGCCACUCUCCAGUCUCCAGCAUGCCUGGUCCGACUCCCAGCGGUACUAACGUGGGCUCCUCUGGGCGCUCCCCCAGCAAAGCAGUGGCUGCCCGGGCGGCGGGAUCCACCGUCCGGCAGAGGAAAAAUGCCAGCUGUGGAACAAGGAGCGCAGGCCGCACAACCUCAGCAGGCACAGGGGGCAUGUGGCGCUUCUACACCGAAGAUUCGCCUGGCCUCAAAGUUGGCCCUGUUCCAGUAUUGGUUAUGAGUCUUCUGUUCAUUGCUUCUGUAUUUAUGUUGCACAUUUGGGGCAAGUACACUCGUUCAUAGAUUCGGCUACAUCCAUCUGUUCGUCAUCUGAAGGAGAAGGAAGAAAAAACUCAGCAUAUCUUGGACCAAAAGUAUAGUGAUUUUCUGUUCAUGAAGAAGAAGUUUCCUGUAAGCUUACUAUUUUACAGGGAACCUAAUGAGAAUUUAUUUUAAGGAAUCAGUUUUUUUCUAUGGCUAAUAAACUUUUAAAUUCAUUUAUA